Molecule: messenger RNA, 367 nt
Organism: Amoebophrya sp. A120
Lineage: Eukaryota; Dinophyceae; Syndiniales; Amoebophryaceae
Source: the annotation of a GenBank genome assembly
AUGUUUCCUUCUCUUGAACAAGACACUAUUGUUGCGGAGGUGUCUGUAGCUUUCAAGUAUUGCUUUGUUUGCUGGAGUUUAGUAUUCGUUGCCUACACCUACACGAUUCUUUUCAGCUUGAUGCUUCCAUGUUCUUUCAAAUUGAAUCGAAGUGCGCGCUCUUCCCUGCGUGUCGUUCGACUGGUGUCCUUCUUGUUGACCGAGCCGGCUCGCAGCGUGAGGACGUUGCCGUUCCGUAGCGAAAGCGAGUUUGACGAAACAACUAUAUUUGAAAUGUUAUCGGCAUUCGUAUCCAUUGAUUUCUCUGUCAUCGCCGGCAAGCAACUACCGGCGGCAGCGUAAUCCUCUCUUAAUCCUGCGCAGGCUC